This is a messenger RNA of Saccharomyces paradoxus, 2025 nucleotides long. It is a transcript of the gene INA1, whose product is annotated as Ina1p. NCBI's taxonomy places the organism in Eukaryota, Fungi, Ascomycota, Saccharomycetes, Saccharomycetales, Saccharomycetaceae. Gene Ontology annotation, cellular component: plasma membrane; cell cortex of cell tip. Gene Ontology annotation, biological process: fungal-type cell wall organization. The transcript has a single exon. Bases 1 to 2025 code for a protein of 674 amino acids. The record is from RefSeq and is a predicted model, not a curated record.
AUGAAUUUCAAAAUACUCCUCCCGAUUUGUGCUUUAUUAACACUUACAACAUUUCUACUGACCAUUAUUGCCACUGCGGGUUCUACUUCGAAUUAUAAACCAAUAACGAAUAUUUUCAUCGGUGAUGCUAAUAUAUCAAAAAUUAACGUUACAAAAGUUAUGCCACAGGUUGGCCCAAUUUUGACGGUAUUAGGCUCUGCUCUAACCGCUCCAAAUACAACUGUGGAUAGCAUAUUUGGCGCCCUUAAGGCAAUCGCUUCUACCGAGGCCUUGUCUCCUCUACUGCACUUGUUGUCUAACGCUGCUAACACUUCAGCUACACUAUCAUCUUUGACGCAGCUGGCUCCAAUGGCUUUGGCAGGAUCCAAUAACGCCACUACCACGGCCUUCUCCGCUCUUGAAGAGUUAUUGACCACCUCUAAAAACACAACCGAACUCUUGGGUGGUUUUAGCACAUUGAUGUCAUCUAUGUCAGCCAAUGCUUCUUCUACUUCGACUUCCUUAGAAAACACCGUUCUGACCCUAUUAGUGGAUUCGACCAAUCCUAUUGGCACUACUGAGUCUUUGAUUACUUUGAAUAAUAUGACCACCGAAGAGAAGACAAAAUUAUCGCCUGUAUUCGAGUUAUUUGCAGCUUCCAAGAACCUUACUGCCACAUGCGAUGCGUUAGAAACCAUAAUGAACUCCAGCGUUCCAACUUCAACGGUUUCCUCAUUGUUUUCUAGUCUAAAAACCAGUAUUGAGGAAGGCGGCAAUGCCACCGCAACAAUUAUACAGUUAGGCUCUCUUGUUCCUUCGACUUUGAAACCAGCUGUACAAGCUGUUAUCACUCUGUUUGACGAGACUACAUCUCAAAAUACAACAUUAACCGUAUUGAGUACUAUGAUUGCCGAAAACAUUACUCAGUCGUCUUCCGCCAAAGCUGCUAUGGGUGCUUUGACUGACUUGUUAAAUUAUACCACGAACCAAACAGAACUUCUAACAUCUGUGGAGAGUUUGGCCCUCUCCAAAGAAGCCGCUUCCUCUACUAAUCAAUUGGUAGCCCUUGACGAAAUUCUUUCUGCAAGUGCUAACGCAUCCGCAGUCGUCUCCCUGAUCCCAACUUUGGAAUCCCAAUUGGCCAGCAACACCGCAUUACUUAAGUACGUGCCAUAUUUGUUCAGUCUAUUAGCUGCAUCCAGCAACCCAGUAUCAAGUUUCUCAUCUUUGGUCAACAUCACCAAAUGGGCAGAAACUAAUGCUGCUACAUUUAUGCCCAUGCUGAAAAUUUUAAGCUCUGCUGAAACCAUGACGGCGAUCACACCAGAACAACUUAAGGAAAUGACUCCUUCUAUCCUGGAAUAUUUGCACAUCCCUGUUAUGUACCGUUUAUCCAUUUUCACAAUGUGCCGUGCUCACUUAAACAAAACAAUGUAUUCAUGUAGUAAGUCGCAUGCUGUUCAAAACAUGGAUUUCAGAUCGAUUGUUUACAAUAAUAUUGAAGGAUCAGACUUUAAACCUUAUAUGGACGCGUUGGACAUCGGUAAAGACGAUUUGCAUUUAGAUGGUGAAUUACAAGACAGACAACACAUGUAUGUUCCAGCAGUAAAAGCUGCUUUGGCCAUGAAUUUGAUGUGCAUAAUCACAUCCUUCUUCUUCAUGGUAUGCUUGUUGCUACUAAGUAGACGUUCUGUGGUAAGUCAAAAACUAUGGUUGGGAUUGGGUUUUACUUCCUGUUGGAUAUGUAUUUUCAGCGGGUUGGGUAGCACAAUCUUUAGCGUCAUCCUUAAUAUGAUGAAAUCUGGUUCCAAAAAGGAUGAUUAUGAUGUAAUUAUUUCUGGUUCUUCUCCAUUUUAUGGUCUAAUGUGGUCUGGAUUUGUAUUUGCCGUCCUUGUGUUUCUCUGCAUUGCAUACUGCUGGUGGACUAGCAGAAAGGGAGCUGCCGUCGUGGAAGCUGAGAAAGCUAUUCAAGAAAGUGAUUCUACCUCCAGGAUCAUUGAAGAACACGAAAGUGUCAUUGAUGCUGAAAAAAACUUUGCAAGGUAA